Molecule: messenger RNA, 2043 nt
Organism: Salvia miltiorrhiza (redroot sage)
Lineage: Eukaryota; Viridiplantae; Streptophyta; Magnoliopsida; Lamiales; Lamiaceae
Product: ABC transporter B family member 26, chloroplastic-like
Exons: 18
Coding region: 1-2043 (680 amino acids)
Biological process (GO): transmembrane transport
Cellular component (GO): membrane
Molecular function (GO): ABC-type transporter activity; ATP binding; ATP hydrolysis activity
Source: RefSeq, a predicted model, not a curated record
AUGGCCGCGCUUCAGACGGCAUUCCAUCUCCAUACCUACUUCAACGCUCGGGAUACUAACUCGAUUCCGAUAUUUACCUCCAAAACGAGUCUAAGAUUCUGCAAUUCAACCUUAGUUCAAAACCUACCCCGAAAUCCAAAUUCAGCCUACGCAGUUAGACCACGCGUGCCUGUUUGGCACGCAGUGAAGCACGAUCGAGAAAAUUGUUUGGAGGAAAGGAAUAAAAAUGCACCACACAUAAUCGUGAGAUGGUUUGAGCUAGUUCGAGAUGUCUUCCCCGGCGGUUGUUGGUGGAACUUGACAGAUUUCGAGCAAAAUGUUGAUGGUUUGCCAAUUGCAGCGGAGUCAAUUACGGUUUCGCAAGCUCUGAGAGAAAUGUGGGCUCUGGUAGCUGAUGAAAAAUGGAUUUUGUACACAGCAUUUGGCGCGUUAAUUAUCGCGGCGAUGGUUUCAAAUUUAUCACUGCUUCAAUUUGAUGCUUUUAUUGGCGAGAGUGUAUUCGUUCAUGUUGAUUUUGUGAUUUUAAUAGUUGCACUUUUAAAUGCUUCAGUUGCAGAGAUUAAGAACAGAGGUCUCAGAGAUAUCAUUGCCAGGAAUACUAGCAGCAUCAGUCUUUUCAGCUCAAAAUGGAAUAUGCAGGUUAAGCGCCUUAGGCAAGCUGUAUUCAAAUCUCUUCUUCUUCAGGAUGUAUCAUUUUUUGAUACAGAAGCAGUUGGUGACCUGACUAGCAGGAUUAGUACAGAUUGCCAGCGGUUAUCUCAAACUGUUGGUAAUGAUAUACACAUGAUCCUUCGCAAUACUUUCCAGGGGAUAGGUGCAUUUAUCGCCUUGAUGACUUUAUCAUGGCCUCUAGCACUCUCAUCGCUAGUCAUAUGUUGUAUUCUGUCUCUGAUUUUCCUUUUCUAUGGACAAUACCAGAAGAAAGCAGCACUGCUUGCCCAAAAUUUUGUGGCUUCUUCCAAUGAAAUCGCACAAGAGACAUUUUCUUUGAUGAGAACUAUCCGAGCAUAUGGGACAGAAAAAGAAGAAUUUCAGAGGUUCGCCCAAUGGAUCCAAAGAUUAGCUUGUGUGGGCAUGCGAGAAAAUGUUGCAUAUGGAUUGUGGACCCUUAGUUUCACUACUCUUUAUCGAUCAAUGCAGGUGCUAGCAGUUCUUUUAGGGGGGAUGUCUAUUAUCAGUGGCCAUGUCUCUACUGAGCAACUGACCAAGUAUGUUUUGUAUUGUGAGUGGUUGAUUUAUGCUGCCUGGAGAUUGCAAGACAGCAUGUCAUCCUUACUUCAGUCUGUUGGAGCCUGUGAAAAGGUUUUUCAGUUGAUGCAUCUUCCACCGAGAGUGAAAUUGCAGAGGCUGACAGGAUGUGUUGACUUUGUGAAUGUAUCAUUUCAUUACUCUUCGAGGAGGAAGGUACCUAUUUUGGAAAAUGUGAACUUCUCUAUAGAAGCUAAUGAAAUGGUUGCAAUAGUCGGUGUCAGUGGAAGCGGGAAAAGCAGUUUGAUCAAUCUCUUGCUGCGCCUCUACGAGCCUGUUAAUGGUGAGAUACUUGUCAAUGGCAUUCCUCUGAGGGAGAUGGACAUGAGGUGGUUGAGAGAGAACAUCGGAUACGUCGGACAGGAGCCCCAUCUUCUCCACAUGGAUAUCAAGUCCAACAUUAGCUACGGCUGCUCAAGAAGCAUCAUCGCAGAAGAAGAGAUAGAAUCUGCUGCGAAGAACGCCAAUGCCCACGAAUUCAUCUCUGCCCUUCCUCACGGUUAUCACACCGUUAUCAACGAUAAUAUUCUCAGCGGAGGACAAAAGCAACGCAUAGCUAUAGCAAGGGCUCUCCUCAGAGACCCCAUUUUCUUGAUUUUUGAUGAAGCAACCAGUGCUCUCGAUGCAGACAGUGAAGGCUACAUCAAGGAGAUUCUUCAAGCUUUGAAAAACGAUGCAGAGAGACGAAAGACAAUCAUCAUUGUUGCACAAAGGGAUGGUUACAUGAAGAUCUAUGAUCACUAUCUCAAGGGAUAUCCAAUUUUCUUAUACAACUCAGAAGAUAUGAAUAAGUGA